This is a messenger RNA of Saccharomyces kudriavzevii IFO 1802, 1431 nucleotides long. RefSeq names its product histone deacetylase HST1 (gene HST1). Gene Ontology annotation, molecular function: NAD+ binding. Lineage: Eukaryota; Fungi; Ascomycota; Saccharomycetes; Saccharomycetales; Saccharomycetaceae. The record is from RefSeq and is a predicted model, not a curated record. The coding region runs from base 1 to 1431 and encodes 476 amino acids. The transcript has a single exon.
AUGACGAUGAUGAAAAGGACUCUGGAAGAAGAGUCGGAUAGUAAAGAGACAAAGAAACCGAAACCGAGGGCAACAUAUCCUUGCAUCCUCGGAAAGGAUAAAGUAACAGGCAGAUUCAUUUUUCCCACUAUCAGUAAGGACGAUGUGAUGAACGCAAGAUUGUUUCUGAAGAAUAAUGAUUUGAAGACGUUUUUGGAAUAUUUUCUGCCGGUGGAAGUCAACUCGAUCUACAUUUAUUUCAUGAUCAAAAUGCUGGGUUUCGACGUCAAGGAUAAGGAGCUGUUCAUGUCUUUGAAUUCUAACAUCACCUCUAACAAAGAACGUAAAAAUAGCACUGUAGCAUUAUCUCCACGCGCAGAAGAUGACAAUGGCGAUGGGUUGACGGACCCCUUGGAGAAAAAAUAUGCUGUAAAAUUAAUCAAAGACUUACAAAAGGCCAUAAACAAAGUUCUUAGCACAAGACUUCGAUUGCCUAACUUCAACACAAUCGACCAUCUCACCGCCACUCUACAUAAUGCUAAGAAAAUUUUGGUUCUAACGGGCGCCGGGGUUUCAACUUCUUUGGGUAUUCCGGAUUUUAGAUCUUCCGAAGGGUUUUACUCCAAAAUUAGACAUCUCGGGUUGGAAGAUCCUCAGGACGUUUUCAACCUGGAUAUAUUCUUACAAGACCCCUCUGUUUUCUAUAAUAUUGCUCACAUGGUUUUACCUCCGGAGAACAUGUAUUCACCUUUGCACAGUUUUAUCAAAAUGCUACAAGACAAGGGUAAGCUAUUGAGAAACUACACACAGAAUAUUGAUAAUCUGGAAUCGUAUGCAGGAAUAGAUCCUGAUAAAUUGGUCCAAUGCCACGGUUCAUUCGCCACCGCAUCUUGCGUGACUUGUCAUUGGCAAAUUCCUGGUGAGAAAAUAUUCGACAACAUAAGGAAUCUAGAGCUGCCAUUAUGUCCCUACUGCUAUCAGAAGAGAAAGCAGUAUUUUCCGAUGACUAAUGGCAAUAACACAAUGCAAACAAACACAAGUUUCAACUCAACCAUUUUGAAAUCGUAUGGUGUUUUGAAACCAGACAUGACGUUCUUUGGCGAAGCCCUGCCAUCGAGGUUUCAUAAGACCAUCCGUAAAGAUAUACUAGAAUGCGAUUUGUUGAUUUGCAUAGGCACUAGUCUGAAAGUGGCUCCGGUAUCUGAAAUUGUCAAUAUGGUACCUUCGCAUGUUCCGCAAAUCUUAAUCAAUAGGGAUAUGGUUACACAUGCGGAAUUUGACUUGAAUCUGUUGGGGUUUUGUGAUGAUGUGGCUAGUUUCGUAGCCAAGAAAUGUAAUUGGGAUAUACCGCAUAAAAAAUGGGAAGACUUAAAGAAAAUCGAUUACAACUGUACGGAAGUAGAUAAAGGUACGUAUGAGAUUAAGAAACAACCACGAAAGAAAAAACAGUAA